This is a messenger RNA of Leptidea sinapis, 1717 nucleotides long. RefSeq names its product adhesive plaque matrix protein-like. The transcript has 2 exons. Lineage: Eukaryota; Metazoa; Arthropoda; Insecta; Lepidoptera; Pieridae. Bases 290 to 1717 code for a protein of 475 amino acids. The record is from RefSeq and is a predicted model, not a curated record.
UGGUUCAGCGAGUUCGCAUAGAAGAAUAUUCGUGAAUCAAAAUAAAACAACAACAACUACAGAUAAGCCUGAAGCGUCGACUAGGGCAUAUAGAAGAGUAACAAGAAUACCAACACACAGAUCCACAACGCCAGUGCCAGAUUUCGACCAUUCAAAACCAAACGAUUGGAUACCAAUCCUCCCGUCCCAUUACGCAAAAAUUCCAAAAAAGCAUACGCGGGUAAAAAGACGUUCUGAUUUAACGUAUGUAGACGACGAAGAUGAGCAAAAUUUAGGACAUAAUAAAGUGAUGUACCUGCAAUCUUACGGAAUUGUGCCGGUAAGAAAUUCAAUACGGGGCUCACUGGAUGAUCCUGAAGAAGCAACGAACAAUAUAAACUAUCGCAAGAGACCACGUCGGGUGCCUCCUUCGUAUUUACCUCGUCAGAUUAACCCCACAAGUCAUCGACAUGUGCAACAACCAUUAACCGAAUAUCCGCCGGCCUAUCAAAAUCCUCAUUUAAUUCGACAAUCGCAACAACGACAUGUGCAACAACCAUUAACUGAAUAUCCGCCGGCCUAUCAUAAUCCUCAUUUAAUUCGACAAUCGCAACAACCACAGUCUUUAUAUCAACCGGCUUAUGGAACUUCCAACGACUAUAGUCAUUUGCAACAAAAAAUACCUUCAUACCAAGCGGCUUAUAUCGACCAAGAUGAAUUACAGUAUGUACAACAACCGAUCCGCCCGAUUUCACCGACGUAUGCAAACGUACAAAAUCUACGCCAUGUACAACAACCGUUUUCUUCAUUGCCAUCUGUUUAUGGCCACCAAAAUGAACUUCGACAAGUACAACAGUCGCUGCAUGCGUUACAACCAACAUAUGCAAGUGCAAGUGAGCUGCAGCCGGUGCAAGUUGCAUCACCUCAACUCAACCACGGAUCUGUGGCGGUCGACGACAGCAACAACAUAGCAAAGGUACUUACGAAGAUUAAACACCAUCAUCACCAUCAUCAUCACCGUUAUAUUAAAACGGUUGAGAAACAAGUUAAGGUACCAGUCAAAGUCGAAGUUCCGAAACCGUACCCUGUUGAGAAAAAAGUACCCUAUCCAGUCCCAGUAGAGAAAGUAGUGACUGUUGAGAAAAAGGUUCCCUAUCCUGUAGCAGUCAAAGUACCAGUAAAAGUAGUAGAAAAAGAAUAUGUUCCCAAACUUGUACCAGUUGUUCAACAGGUUCCUGUUGUCAAACAUGUGCCUGUAGCUCAACCUGUUCCAGUUCAAGUCGAAAAGAAAGUCCCUUACCCAGUUCAGGUCGCUGUGCCAUUUGAAAAGGCAGUUCCAUAUCCUGUGCAAGUCGAAAAAAAAGUUCCAUACCCAGUACCUUUUAAGAUAUACAUCCCAAAACCAUUCCCUAUUUUCAAAAAGGUACCAUUUCCCGUAAAAGUUAAAGUUAAAGAACCUUUCGAAAUCAUAAAACAUGUGCCAGUAAAAAUACCGUAUCCAAAACCAUUCCCAAUCAAAGUACCCCAUCCAGUUCCUGUGCAAGUUGAGAAAAGAGUCCCUUACCCAGUUGAAGUUGAGAAAAAAGUUCCCUAUCGAGUUGAAGUUCCAGUCCCGCACAAAGUAGAGGUCGAGAAGAAAGUCCCGAUAUACAUACCAAAGCCUUAUCCAGUCGAAAAGAAAGUUCCCUAUCCAAUUAAAGUCCCAUAUCCUGUGAAUGUUCCAGUUCGGUAUGAAUGA